CCCGUGACUAUGCAAGGGGAAACCACGGCAAUAAGAAUCACGGAAAACGAAGGCAAACUGGAUGUAUUCCCCCAGAACAGGACUCCGAGCUCGGGAAGAGCAAGUGCCAAGAGCUGGCAGUAUAGUGACCACAUGGAGAAUAUCGACGGCUACUUGAUGAAGUAUACCAACCUGGUGACAGGCUGGCAGUAUAGGUUCUUCGUCCUAAACAAUGAGGCAGGUCUGUUGGAGUACUUUGUCAAUGAGCAGUCCCGACCCCAGAAGCCCCGUGGCAUGCUUCCACUAGCCGGGGCGGUCAUAUCCCCCAGUGACGAGGACUCUCAUACAUUCACUGUCAAUGCCAUCAGUGGGGAGCAGUACAAGCUCAGGGCCACAGACGCCAAAGAGAGGCAACACUGGGUGAGCAGACUGCAGAUCUGCACACAGCAUCACACUGAAGCCAUGGGAAAGAGCAAUCCACCACCCAAGUCACGCAGCUACUCCAUGGUGUCUCAAGGCAGCAGCAGCUCACCUAUGUCUCUGCGUCGACCUAGCCAGAACCCCACCUCCUUAUUCAACUGGCAAAUGCACAAGGGCUCAUCACUGUACUCCAGCAAGCGUUCCCUGCUGCCAGAUCACCUAGUGGAGGCUAGAGAAAUGAUGAGCCAGGCUCAGGGCCAGCACAAAGACCUGAUCCAGGGCAUCGAGGGCCUACCUGCCGUUCCUGGACUUAACGCUUUGGAUCAGGACCUCCUCAUGCUUAAGGCUACCUCCAUGGCCACCAUGACUUGCCUCAGUGAGUGCCUACAUAUCUUGAACCUGCAGCAGGUGGCACGGCAGAGAGGUUCAAUGGGAGGAUCCACCAUUGAGUGGCUGGAGCCCAAGCUGCCUGACAUCCUGAAAAAUGGCAGCAGUUCCUUGGGCAGCCUUACAACAGGAGAGGGCCCACUGGAGGAGGGAUGUCUGGGGCUCAGCAGCCCAGAGUCUUGCAGUUUUUCCGGGGAGCAGGACAACAUUGAUGCUGAGGAUGAGAUAAUGGACUCUUUUACAGAUGAAGAAGAGGACUUGUGUGCGGUGGAGGAGGAGCGCAGCGUCAUCCUACACCUGCUCUCGCAGCUGAAGCUAGGCAUGGACCUCACACGGGUUGUUCUUCCCACCUUCAUCCUGGAGAAGCGCUCCCUAUUGGAGAUGUAUGCAGAUUUCAUGUCGCACCCAGAACUCUUUGUGGCUAUCACAGAUGGCAGCACCCCAGAGGACCGUAUGGUUCGCUUUGUUGAGUACUACCUCACCUCUUUCCACGAGGGCCGCAAGGGUGCCAUUGCCAAGAAGCCGUACAAUCCAAUCAUUGGAGAAACCUUCCACUGUUCUUGGAAAGUCCCCAAGACGCAAGAAGCCUCUUCUGCCAACCCCCUACAAGAAAGCCCCGAACCCGCUGCCUCCCAGGAUUCUUACCAAGUGCGUUUUGUGGCAGAACAAGUAUCCCAUCACCCGCCUGUGUCUGGGUUCUAUGCAGAAUGUCAGGAAAGGUGCAUGUGUGUAAACACACACGUGUGGACUAAGAGCAAGUUCAUGGGCAUGUCUGUCGGAGUUUCUAUGAUUGGAGAAGGUUGCCUGACCUUGCUUGAGCAUGAUGAAGAAUACACCUUCACGUUGCCAUGCGCAUAUGCACGCUCCAUCCUCACUGUUCCUUGGGUAGAACUGGGCGGCAAAGUCAACAUCACUUGCGCCAAAACAGGCUAUGCUGCAGUCAUCACUUUCCAGACAAAACCCUUUUAUGGUGGCAAACUGCACAAAGUAACAGCAGAGGUGAAGCACAACCCCACCAACGUGGUCGUGUGCCGCAUUCAGGGGGAGUGGAAUGGCGCGCUGGAAUUUGCUUAUACCAAUGGGGAAACCAGGGUGGUCGAUGUCACCAAACUACCUGUAACAAGAAAGUGGGUCCGACCCAUUGAGAAGCAAGGUCCAACCGAAUCGAGGCGUUUAUGGCAGCAUGUUACGGAGGCCUUACGACAGAAAGACAUCGACAAAGCUACUGAGCACAAGAGGAUCCUGGAGGAGAGACAACGGUCCGAGGAGAGACACCGAGCUGAGACGGAAACCUCUUGGAGAACCAGAUACUUUGACAGGGAGGGCGAAGGCUGGAUUUAUCACAAACUACUGUCCAAAAGCUCCGCUGUCAAAUCCUAG
Molecule: messenger RNA, 2166 nt
Organism: Nerophis lumbriciformis (worm pipefish)
Lineage: Eukaryota; Metazoa; Chordata; Actinopteri; Syngnathiformes; Syngnathidae
Source: RefSeq, a predicted model, not a curated record